Messenger RNA from Megalobrama amblycephala (Wuchang bream), 5071 nucleotides. Its product is annotated as DENN domain-containing protein 4C-like. NCBI's taxonomy places the organism in Eukaryota, Metazoa, Chordata, Actinopteri, Cypriniformes, Xenocyprididae. The record is from RefSeq and is a predicted model, not a curated record. Gene Ontology annotation, cellular component: cytoplasmic vesicle; ESCRT I complex. The coding region runs from base 442 to 2586 and encodes 714 amino acids. Gene Ontology annotation, biological process: regulation of Rab protein signal transduction. The transcript is spliced from 16 exons.
CACCUGUUAAUCAUGGUGCGCACUACUCUCUGGAUAUAUGGCAUAAUGAGUCGGCGCAGGGCGGAAGACAGAGGGAAAUGCAGCAGCGAGUCACUCCUGGGCGGGUCCACCCGCCUCCAGCAGUCAGUCCGAGAAACCCGAGAGCGCACCAAAGUAACAAAACACAAACAUGGCGCCUACUUGCUGCAAUACAGACUAGUGUUGAACAGAAACAAAGUUUCCAGGAAUAAACGGCGCGCUCGCACUGAGUGGACGUUUCAUUCUCGCUCGAGACGGAGUGGACAGGCUGAAAGUUGCAACUUGCCUACAUGUCAUCGUGUUUUCCUAUAGUGCUCUGAACGGCUGAUAUGACUGGGAUCGGCGGCUGUGCUUACUGCUGCAACUUUCUAUUCAGUGGAAGCAGAUCUACACCAUGUGCAGAAUUAUUAGGUCUGUCCAGCCAUGAUUGAGGAUAAAGGUCAUCGCGUGACGGACUACUUCGUUGUAGCUGGCCUCACAGACAAGUCCACACCACUAGAGCAGGAUCUAUCUGAAGCCAAGUCCAGUGGGCCCAAGGCACCUAUCACAGACCUAGCCGUCAUCAACAAGUCUGCAGGAGAAACAGUCCCUGAAGGUUUCACAUGCAUUGAGAGCACCUACAGCAGCCAGCCAGCCAAUCUCAACCAUGGCAGCCUCAAGAGCCCAGAACUAUUCUUGUGUUACAAGAGGGGACAUGGAAAGCCCCCACUCAUUGAUGUCGGGGUCCUGUAUGAGGGUAAAGAGCGUCUCAUUCAGGGUUGUGAGGUCAUUGAGGCCACCCCGUUUGGCCGUUGUGCAAACGUCAACAACAGCUCUGCCACAUCUCAACGCAUAUUCAUCACAUACCGCCGAGCACCCCCCGUCCAGCCCCAGAACUCCCUGGCUGUGACUGACAUCUGUGUCAUCAUCACAAACAAGGGCGAGACUCCUCCUCACACUUUCUGCAAGGUGAACAAGAACCUCAACUGUGGCAUGUGGGGAUCAAGUGUGUUUUUGUGCUACAAGAAGUCAGUUUCUGCCUCUAACUCCAUCAACUAUAAGGCUGGUCUGAUCUUUCGCUAUCCUGAGGAGGACUAUGAGUCAUUUCCCCUCUCUGAGUCUGUACCCCUCUUUUGCCUGCCUAUGGGGGCCAAGAUUGAGUGCUGGGCUCCUAACACACGCUACCCUUUACCCAUCUUCUCAACAUUUGUCCUCACCAACUCCAAUGGGGAAAAGGUGUAUGGAGCUGGAAUACAGUUCUAUGAGCCAUAUUCUGUGGACAGCCUCAAUGAGAAACAAAAGAUCCAGCUGGGUCUGGUCUCCACUGUGGACAAAAAGGUCAUACCCAACCGCACAGUCAACACCAACAAGUGCAUCUGCCUACUGUCCCGCUGGCCUUUCUUUGAGUCCUUCAAAAAAUUCCUCAUGUUCCUUUACAAGCUGUCAGCCAAUGGAGUCAACCCUCUGCCCAUUGAGAAACAUAUAUCCCACUUCAUGCACAAUGUCUCCUUCCCUUCUCCUCAGAGGCCAAGAAUACUGGUCCAGCUGUCGGCACAUGACACCUUAAUCCUGUCCCAACCUGUUUGUACACCUUUACCAUUAAGUGGAGCAGACUAUGGGACACUGCUCAUGAAUCUGGGCCCAGAAAACUGUGCCACACUGCUACACUUUGUCCUGCUAGAAAGUAAGAUCCUGUUGCACUCCCUGAGACCAGCUGUACUGACUGGAGUGGCUGAGGCCGUUGUGGCGAUGAUCUUCCCAUUCCAGUGGCAGUGUCCGUAUAUCCCUCUUUGUCCUCUGUCUCUGGCGGGUGUCCUUAACGCACCAUGUCCCUUCAUUGUGGGCGUUGACUCUAGAUACUUUGACCUCUAUGAUCCCCCACCCGACGUGGUCUGUGUGGACUUGGACACCAACACUAUAUACUUGUUUGAUGAAAAAAGACACAGUAACUGGAAGAAUCUCCCAAAGAAGCCCUGCAAGAGUCUUAUCAACUCUCUAGGAAACCUGCACCAGCAGCUUGCCACUGUUCGGCGUGCAGCACUUGAAGGCUUGGCAGUGGAGAUGACCCCUAUCGAGGCAGACUUCACCUGGCAUAAAAAAAAGACAGAGUUGGAGAUGGAGAUCCAAGAGGUGUUCCUGCGUUUUAUGGCCUCCAUACUGAAGGGCUACCGAACCUACCUCAAACCCAUCACACAGGCACCUUCUGAUAAAGCUACUUCUGCAGACUCACUCUAUGACCUGCAAGGAUUCUUGAAGAGUAGAGAUCGUGCUCAUCAAAAGUUCUACUCUCAGCUCACCAAGACUCAGAUCUUCAUCCGCUUCAUCGAGGAAUGUACUUUUGUCAGCGACAAAGACACUGGCCUGGCUUUCUUUGAUGACUGCAUUGGAAAACUUUUUCCUUCCGACAAAGGACCUGACAAGGGUACAAAGGUCGAAGGUGAGUCAUCUGAGGACACCAGGCUAAUGGAACUGGAUGAGUCGCAGAAGAGCGAGCACACAGUCUUCGUCAUGCCUCCUGAACCACCUCCAGACGACGGUCCUGACCCCCCUCCCAAAUACAGGUGCACACACAGGGAUGUCAUAAUUUAAGAGAUUUAUUAACAUCAUAGUUUUAGACCGCACAAUGAAAUUCUUACUUGCCAGUCUCCCUUACACAACAUGUACAUAUAAUACAUAUACAAAGACUAAAUAAACAAAAAUAUACAACAGUGCAGCAGUCAGUGAAGAUAUUGUAUUGUAUAAGUAUUGAAGUAAUUAGUAUUUUUAUGUGUUGUUCAGGAGUCUAAUGACCUGUGGAUAGAAACUGUUUAUGAAUCUUUUUGUCCGUAAUUUCACACUCCUGUACUGUAUCCCAGACGGCAGAAGUGUAGAGGUUGUGUUGUGGAUGUGUAUUGUCCCUGAUGAUCUUGUGGGCCCUCCUGAUGACCCUGGUGCUGUAAAUAUCCUGAAGUGAUGGGAAAGCUACUCCAAAAAAAAAAAACUGUGCAGUUUUUAUCAAACGCUGGAGAGCUUUCCUAUCCUGAAUAGUGCAGCUUCCAUAUCACACUGUGAUUAAGCUGGUAGUCACACUUUCAACUGAGCAACAGUAUAACAGUUGCUGAGGAUUUCAGUUGCUAUGCCAAAUUUCCUCAGCAUUCCUAAGAAGUACAGUCGCUGUUGUGAUUUCUUCUGGAAGUGCUGAGUAUUAUUGAACCAAGAAAGAUCCUCACUGAUGUAGAUUUCAAGGAAUUUAAAGGUUUUCAUCCUCUCCACCUCUGUCUCACGGAUGUAAAUUGGGGUAUGCUGCUCCUUCCUCCUCCUCCUCCUAGUUUCAAUUAUCAUCUCCUUGGUCUAUUGUACAUUUAAGGAGAGAUUAUUUUCCUGACACCAGGCCAUCAGUACUGCUACCUCUCUUCUGUAUGAUGUUUCCUCUCCACCAGUGAUCAGUCCGAUGACUGUUGUAUCAUCCGCAAACUUUAUAAUCCUGGUAUUGGUCUGAGGGGCCAUUGAGUUGUAGGUGAAGAUGGUAAACAGCAGUGGGCUUAAAACACAGUCUUUGGGGAUCCCUGUGCUCACAGUUCGAAUGCCCGAUGUCCGGUUUCCUACUUUGACUGAGGUCCAAAGAAAGUUCAGCACCCAGUUACAAAGGGAGGAUGUCAGUCCGAGGACAAAGAGCUUUUCAAAAACUUCUGUGGUAUAACUGUGUUAAAUGUCGAGGUGUAAUCAAUAAAUAGCAUUCUCACAUACGUAUCCUUACCCUCCAAGUGUCCAAGGGCUGUGUAAAUGGCAGCAUUAACAGCAUCAUCAGUGGACCUAUUCUGUCGAUAUGCAAAUUGAAGUGGGUCCAAAGUGGCUGGGAUGGUCCUUUUUAUGUAGGACAUGACUAUCCUUUCAAAACACUUCAUAACAAUAGGUGCAACAGGACAAUAAACAUUUAGGCAGGUCACAGUAUUUUUCUUUGGGAGGGGCACAGUUGUGGUGGGCUUGAAACAGGUAGGCACCAAAGCCUGAGCGAGGGACAGAUUGUUAAUGUCCAUGAACACAUCAGCCAGCUCCGACGAGCAAACCCUGAGUGCCCGUCUCGGGAUGUUAUCUGGGCCAGCUGCCUUCUCUGGGUUCGUUCUCUCCAUGUCCAUUUUGCCCUCAGAAUCCAGAAAGGCCUCAAAACUAGCUUAGAACUCAUUCAGCUCAUCUGGGGGUGUAGUCUUGUAGUCUGUUGACAGGGACAGUAAUAUCAUGAAUACCAACAUUUCAGUAACAAUUGUCACUGAAAUCCCAUCAGUCACGAUACCAGGUUCAGUACCAUAGCAAAAAUGAAUAUGCCUUGCACACAUUCCUUUUUUAAAAGUUAAAUUAACAAAGUUAAAUAUAAAUUCCAUGUACCUUUUGACUCAUUUUCUACUGAAGAAAACAUUUAACUUGAAGUUUUUCAAGAAAUUAAAUAAACAAUCAGUAAUAAAAUAAAGAACAAGUAAACAAAUGGGAGCAAAAGAACAAUAUAAAAAGUUUUUUCAGGUAUCUAACAGCAGGAUCAGUAUUCAUUUAGAUCUAAUUUGUGUUUGUGCUGUAUUGGUAACGUGGGUCCCGACUGACCAUGACCAUGGGAAAAUGUGGGUCCCAUGGCCAAACCAGUUUCAGCAAAUCUCUAUAGCAAAUCUCAACUUUUUGUCUAUUUAUGUCAUUGCCAUAUGUAAACUCUGAACUGUGGACAAUUAGACAUUAAGGUAUUAUAAACAUUAACAUCAUGGAUUUCUCUGAAGUCUCUUGUUUUUAAAUAAUUUGUAUUGUGAAAUGCGCUAUACAAGUCAAGUCACAUUUAUAUAGUGCUUUAUACAAUACAGAUUGUUUCAAAGUAGCAUAACAGUAAACAGAAAAAUAAGUGUUAAUGUCAGGCAAUAGUGUCAUUAUUCAUCUCAAUUUAGUUCAAUGUUGAACAGUGUCACUGUAACACAGUUUAUCAAUAUUAAACAAAUUUAGUUCAUAUUAAAGUGUUAGUUCACCCAAAAAUGAAAUUAAGUCAUUAAUUACUCGCCCUCAUGUCGUUCCAAACCUACAAGACCUUCAUUCAUCUUUGGAACACAAAUUAAGAUAUUUU